AUGGAGUCCAACUGCUCCGUAGAUCUGUGGGAGGAACAGCUGGACGUGUUCAAUUUCAGCAACACCUCGUUCCUGGACUUGGACGAACUGGACUCGACGUUCACAUGGAAAGAGUACCUCAAGAUGAGUGUCUACCUAGUGACCAUUGUGGCCGCACUGGUGGGCAACUUCGCGGUCAUCGUGACUGUGGUGACUAACCGCGUCAUGCGCACCACCAUCAACUACUACCUGCUCAACCUGGCCGUUGCCGACACACUGAUAUGCAUCUUCUGCAUGUGGGUUCACUUCGUCAACAGCCUGUCCACAUUCUACGUGCUCGGCUCCUUCAUGUGCCGCUUCGAGGGUUUCGCAAAGAGUGAGCAUUGUUCCACACUUUUCCUUACAUCCUUUCGCGACGAAGCUGAACAGAACCAAAACUUUCGUGCUGAGUGUCUGGCUGUUCAAGAGCGUAGAGUACAAAUGAAAGACACUGGAGUGAGCUCUGACAGGAAUUCUAUGGUUUUCACGGAAGUCAACUUGACUCUGCAGGAAUAA
Molecule: messenger RNA, 534 nt
Organism: Rhipicephalus sanguineus (brown dog tick)
Lineage: Eukaryota; Metazoa; Arthropoda; Arachnida; Ixodida; Ixodidae
Product: cholecystokinin receptor type A
Exons: 1
Coding region: 1-534 (177 amino acids)
Biological process (GO): G protein-coupled receptor signaling pathway
Cellular component (GO): plasma membrane
Molecular function (GO): G protein-coupled receptor activity
Source: RefSeq, a predicted model, not a curated record